AAAUGGGAAGUGUGGGACCCGGGAAACUAGAGAGCACCAAAAGGACGAUAUAUAUAUAUGACACGUGACGUACAGUUGCCGUGUACUACCUUGGUGCCGCGUGCAAUAAAACCGCGCGCCUCUCACCACAUUGAAGAUUUCUAUUUAUCGGAUUAUUAAAGGUUAUGCAGUUGCAUCAACGCGACAUCUCCGCACUGCCUGGCAUUGCCAGCAGUUAUCAGUGAUUUCAUUGAUUGAUAUCAGGAUUUCGUGUUGGCCUCCUUUUCUAGGACUACUCGUGUAUAAGGAGAACAAUGGACUAAACGUUUUCUCGAAUAGCUACUUUACAAGGGAAUAAAUCUAAUUUGAAAAUUGGCGCCGAGUUUUCGUGGCUACAAAUUGUUGUUUGGUAGGGGAAAACUACGCAAUCUGUGUGAUGCUUCGGGUGUUAUAGGCGUGCAGCAAGACUAGCCUUUUAAUAGUUGAAUUUCCUAACCACUCUGAAUCGACCCGAAAAUGUCUAAUACAAAGUUCAAAAAGGAUAAAGAAAUCAUUGCUGAUUACGAGAGUCAAGUUAAAGAGAUCCGUGCCCAGCUGGUGGAGCAGCAGAAAUGCCUGGACCAGCAGACAGAGAUGAGGGUGCAGCUCCUCCAGGACCUGCAGGACUUCUUCAGGAAGAAGUCCGAGAUUGAGAUGGAGUACUCCAGGAACCUGGAGAAACUGGCAGAGAGGUUCAUGGCUAAGACUCGGAGCACCAAGGACCACCAGCAGUACAAGAAGGACCAGAACCUGCUGUCCCCGGUUAACUGCUGGUACCUGUUGCUGAACCAGGUGAGGAGGGAGAGCAAGGACCAUGCCACCCUCAGUGACAUCUACCUGAACAACGUCAUCAUGCGCUUCAUGCAGAUCAGCGAGGACUCCACACGCCUGCUCAAGAAGAGUAAGGACAUAACGUUUCAGCUUCAGGAAGACUUGAUGAAGGUCCUCAACGAGCUUUACACUGUGAUGAAGACUUACCACAUGUACCACACGGAGAGCAUUAGUGCAGAGAGCAAGCUGAAGGAGGCGGAGAAGCAGGAGGAGAAGCAGAUCGGCCGGGCCGAGCCCGUCUUCAGCUAUCGCCUAGAAGACAAACACCAGAGACGCAGCUCCGUCAAGAAGAUUGAGAAGAUGAAGGAAAAGCGCCAGGCCAAGUACUCGGAGAACAAGCUGAAGUCAAUUAAAGCACGGAACGAGUACCUGCUGACACUGGAGGCGACAAAUUCCUCCGUCUUCAAGUACUACAUCCACGACUUGUCUGACUUAAUUGACUGCUGUGAUCUGGGCUACCACGCCAGCCUGAACCGUGCCCUGAGGACCUACCUAUCGGCUGAGUACAACCUGGAGACAAGUCGCCAUGAGGGCCUAGACAUCAUCGAGAACGCCGUGGACAGUCUGGACCCCCGCAGCGACCGCCAGCGCUUCAUGGAGUUGUACCCCACAGCCUUCUGCCCGCCCAUCAAGUUCCAGUUCCAGCCCCACAUGGGCGAUGAGGUGUGCCAGAUCGCGAUGCAGCCGCCGGUGAGCGGAGAGCUGAUGUUGAGGUUCCAGCAACUACAGUCCCGCCUGGCAACUCUGAACAUCGAGAACGAGGAGAUCAAGAAGACGUCAGAGGCCACCCUGACGACCAUCCAGGACAUGGUGACCAUCGAGGACUACGAUGUCUCCGAGUGUUUCCACCACAGCCGCUCAACUGAGUCGGUGAAGUCCACCGUGUCGGAGACUUACCUCAGCAAGCCCAGCAUCGCCAAACGGAGGGCCAACCAGCAGGAGACUGAACAAUUCUACUUCAUGAAAUUCCGGGAGUUUCUGGAGGGCAGCAAUCUCAUCUCCAAACUGCAGGCCAAGCACGAUCUACUGAAGAGGACUCUGGGAGAAGGUCACCAAGGGGACUAUAUGACCACAAGGCCUCCCAAUGUGCCGCCCAAACCUCACAGUGGCAGAAAUAGGAGGGCUAGGCCCCGCUCGGUCUUUAACGUUAAGUUGUUUAAUGGCAAUCUGGAGUCCUUUGUCAAGGACUCUGGACAAGCUAUUCCCCGUGUGGUGGAGAGCUGUGUUCGAUUCAUCAAUCUCUAUGGCCUUCAGCAUCAAGGGAUAUUCCGUGUGUCCGGGUCUCAGAUGGAAAUCAAUGACAUCAAGAACUCAUUCGAGAGAGGUAAGGACCCAUUGACAGAUGAAGAGAACAACCACGACAUCAACUCGGUUGCCGGGGUUCUUAAACUCUACUUCCGGGGCCUGGAGAAAUCCCUCUUGCCCAAGGAAAGAUUUAAUGACCUCCUCUCCUGCGUCAGAAUAGAGAACCUGUAUGAGAGGUCCCUGUACAUCCGUAAGAUUCUUCUGACCGCCGUGCCCAGAUCCAUCCUCAUCGUGAUGCGCUACCUUUUUGCCUUUCUCAAUCACCUGUCCCAGUACAGCGAUGAGAACAUGAUGGACCCCUAUAACCUGGCCAUCUGCUUCGGGCCCACCCUCAUGCCCACACCCAACAUCGAGGACCAGGUGUUGUGCCAGGCACACGUCAACGAGAUCAUCAAGACCAUCAUCAUCCACCACGAAACCAUCUUCCCCGACACCAAGGAGCUGGACGGGCCCGUCUACGAGAAAUGCAUGGCCGGGGAAGACUACUGUGAGAGUCCCUACAGUGAGCAUGGGGCCAUAGAGGAGGUGGACAAUGAGGGAGGCACUGAGACGCAUACCAGUGAGGAUGAGGGCGAGCCCAUCGAAGCAAUUGCCAAGUUUGACUACGUGGGACGUUCUGCCCGAGAGCUGUGCUUCAAGAAGGGCGCCUCCCUGCUGCUGUACCAGCGGGCAUCGGACGACUGGUGGGAGGGACGGCACAACGGCAUUGACGGCCUGGUACCUCACCAGUACAUCGUGGUGCAGGACAUGGAUGAUAAUUUCUCAGACACGCUUAGUCAGAAGGCUGACAGUGAGGCCAGCAGUGGCCAUGGAGCUGAGGACAAGUGUUCAGGAAAAGACAUGAGCUCUCCUACUGACACCAGGAUCACUGACGCCUACAUUGGCAGCAGGCAUAAGAAGAGGACGGAGCCCCCCUCCCGCCGCCCCCCGGCACGCCCUAAUGAUGUCAACUGCAUGGUGCAACCCUCCCAGCAGAUCCACGGUGGCCAGGCUCACACGCCUGAGAUGGGCUCCCCAGUUCUGGGUCACUCCUUCAGCCCCCGGGACCUGCUGCGGAGCCGUAACCACGGCCAGCUUCCCAUGAACAGCCCCGAGCACCGGCGCCGAACAGGCCACGGCAGCCUGACCAACAUCAGCCGCCACGAGUCACUGAAGAAGAUGGAGAGCCCGCCCAUUCGACGCUCCACAAGCUCGGGCCAGUACACGGCCGUGUUCCAGGACCCCCACCUGCACGGUGGUGGCAAGCCCCUGGAUCCGGAGACCAUUGCACAGGACAUAGAGGAGACGAUGAACACGGCGCUGAACGAGCUGCGUGAGCUGGAGAGGCAGAGUUCGGCCAAGCACGCUCCCGAUGUUGUGCUGGACACCCUGGAGCAGAGGCAGUCGACCGGGGGUCCCACCCCAGCCAGCUCCAGCGAGUCCCUCAGCCCCCUCCACAACAUCCUUCUGAGGGCUCAGACCGGCGAGGCCGGGGGGCCCCCGAUGCGCCGCAGCACCAGCUCUUCCAGCGACACCAUGAGCACCUUCAAGCCAGUAGUGGUACCCCGUAUGGGGGUGCAGCUUAAGCCGCCUGCCCUGAGGCCCAAGCCGCUGGUGCUGCCCAAGACGGGCCCGGCUCACCCUCCCCCUGUACACCCUCCCCAAGACCCCCUCGACAAGUCGUGCACCAUGUGAACUUUGAACUCUGGGAUGGGAACAUGGACCAACAGGAAACUGGGAGAGGGUCUCUGACUACAUAUAGUAGCAAUAUGUUAUCAUUGUCUAUAGAUGAUAAUAAUACUAACAAUAUUGUGUAAGACAGUAUAAGAACAGUCCAUUGCCUGGACAUUGAGGAUGCUGUUGUAAUUUACUUUGUGAGAAAGAUGUGUUUUCUUGUGUCGAGAAGUUAACCAGUGUCCAGUAAGUUAACCACAUUUAUUAACAAUGAAAACAGGAACAUUCUCAGGUCUGCUAGACAGACUGAACUACCACAAGGAAAGGAGCAUGUUUCAGUGUGACUAACUAUUUAACAGACAAAUAAUUGUCAAGAUCCAUAUGGAAAAUACUGUAGAAUCUGCUGAAAUGCCUAGCAUCGCUAGAUAAGUCAACGUUUUCUUCUUGAUCAUUACUGUAUACAGAACAACAAAUCAUGAGGCUUCCUUUGAGGUUAGAGAAACUUGUCUGGUAGUUUACAAAAACUAGAGAACUACAAAAGAAUGAAAGCUAAAGAAAUAAAAUAGUGCACGUUGCAAUUCUGUUUUGCUUACUACUCAGCCAGGGGAACUAUGGGAAAUGUAGCUGAACCUGACUACGGUUUGCUUCUCACUUAGAUGGACAAUGCUUAGAUUUAGAGUACCAAUCGUAAGGCUUUACUGCCACUCAGAAAUAUAAGCUGUCAAUAGUGAAAUUUCAAACCACCAUUUGAAAGCUGUUGGAAGUUUGGAUGUAGCUAAUGUUUAUAGCUGAGACUGAAGCAGGGAGGGCAAGAGUCCAGAUAUGUGUGUGAUCAUAAGGAUGCACUCUCACAUACAGUUUUGGCCAAAUAUAUUCGCACCCUUGCACUUUUCUUAAAUAAUUCACUAUUUCUUCUCAAAUAAAUUGCAAUUGGAAAAAAAACAUUGCAGAACGUAUUUUAUUUUUGUAAACUGUAUUUUCUAAAUUAAAUUUGUAAACUUAAGACAAAUGGCCUGGGCAAAAUGAUUGGCACCCAGGAGCUAGUACUUGUGCUGUGGGGUUGCUUUGCUGCCUCUGAUACUGGGGCCUUGAACGUGUGCAAGACGACAUGAAAUCAGCAGAUUAUCAAGCUAUUUUGGAGUUCAAUGUUCAACACCGUGUCCAAAAAUAGUGUCUUUAAGGUUGUGGCUCUUCCAGCAGGACAACAAUCCAAAACACACGUCAAAAGCACCUUGAAAUGGUUCAAGAAGAAUCGCUGAACUGUUCUGGAGUGGCCAGCGAAGAGUUCAGAUCAGAAUCACAUCCAUAACCUAUGGAGGAAUCUGGAAGCAGCAGUUGGUGGAGGGCUCCCUCAAACGUUGAACAAUUAUAGCAGUUUGCUGCAGAAAAGUGGGCCAAAUUGCCUGUUGAAAGGUAUAGCAAGCUCACUGAUGGCUCCAAGAAGCAUUUAUCUGAAGUUAUCUUGGCCAAAGGCCAUGUAACCAACUUCAAGCUCCAACUUCAAGCUCCAACUUCAAGCUCCAACUUCAAGCUCCAACUUCAAGCUCCAACUUCAAGCUCCAACUUCAAGCUCCAACUUCAAGCUCCAACUUCAAGCUCCAACUUCAAGCUCCAACUUCAAGCUCCAACUUCAAGCUCCAACUUCAAGCUCCAACUUCAAGCUCCAACUUCAAGCUCCAACUUCAAGCUCCAACUUCAAGCUCUGGGGCUAAUCAUUUUGUUCAUGACAUUUUCUUUAUUUUCUCAAAUUGUAAACUUAAGUUCACAAACAUAAAAUUGGUUCUGCAAUGUUGAAAAACCAAUAGGGAGUGGAGACCGGUUUAUUUAUUUUUUUAGGUUUCUACUUAUUUGAGAAGAAACCGGGAAUUAUUUAAGAAAAGUGCAAAGGUGCCAAUAUAUUUUGCUGCAACUGUAUAUACUGUAGAUAUAAUUGGACAGUAGAUGAUGAGAUGUUUAUUUGGUGCACAACAAGAGUACAAAUGAACUGGAUACACUUUUGUCAAGGACUAGGCUGGACUUUUGUCAAGGACCUCCCAAAAGUUCUGAGAAUGAUGUUACGAGAUGUUACAAGAUUGCCUACAUGUUGAUUUUAUAUCGCUUUAAUUUUAUCGCAGCAUCAUAGUUCUAAUCGAGGUCUGGAAGGAGACAAGAGGAUACAACCACUGUGAAAUAUGACCCGUUAUGGAAAUCCUGUGAAAAUGUUUAUAUACUCUUGAAGACCUGUGUCGAACCUUCGUCGGGUUUUUGUCUUUAUAUUCAAGGGGAGCGGUUGAGAAUGGUUUGCAUAUAAAACAGAGUAUAGAAAACACACCAGAGCUUGGUUUACAACAACACACAAUGCCUGGCUUUCUCUGUCCAAAGACGACAUCUACUUUUACAGCAUGGAUGUUUGUUUCUCUCUCUCCCUCGUUCUGCAAUUGUAAGCAUUCUUUUAGACUCCCUAAACUCAUGGCAGUAAACUCCCAAAGACAGAAUGCUGGACUGACUGUUACUGUAAAAGACCCAUUUUGUUCAUACUGCUUCUUGUCAGUGUUUUAGGAGCUUUAGAUCCCAUCCCCAUAGCCCCUUCUGAUCUGUAGGCUAAUCCUUGUGUUGUGGAUGGGGAGAUGGGCUGGUCCAUUACGCUGUGGGGGAGAUGUGACUGAUGUUUAGAUUCUCCAUCAGGACUUUGUUAGUACAUUUAGGUUAUACCCCCUUUUGAAUGAUUGUUGUGUGCCAGAUCCCAGCUGUAUAGAGGAGCAGACGCAGCACAUGUGGACGUGGGGAAUGCAUACUCACAUGUUCACUGAAGACCAUUUCACAGGAUGUGGGUGUCAUUGUGGAGGCUGCUGAGGGAACGAUGCCUCAUAAUAAUGUAUGGAAUGGAGUAUAAUCUAGUGAAUGGAAUGUUAUCAAACACAUGAAAACCAUGGUUGAUACCAUUCCCUUCACUCCAUUCCGGCCAUUAUUAUGUGCCGUCCUCCGCUCAGCAGCCUCCACUGGUGGGUGCAUGUGACAACUAACCAUCACAAGGGAAAUGGCCUCCUCAUACUGUAACUGUAUGUUCCCCUGUGACAGUGCCCUCUAUGGGUCUCUUUUAAAGGUGCUGUGUAGCUGAAGACAAUAGACUGAUGGAUGCAUGCGUGGGAAGCUUGCAUCUGGUUAAAGAACAAGGACUCCAAAAAGCAUUGUCUCAAGUUUGCAAUAAGCAAUGCUUUCCUUGGCAUACAAACUGCAACAGGUUUAUUUUUGUCUGUUGCCAAAAUGUCAUUUAUAUUAAAAGUGAAUAUGAUUUAAAUUCUGGAUUACUAACCCUUUCUGGAUUUUGUAAUCAUUUUUGUUUCAGAUUUUGUUUGUUAGAAUUGAAUGGGACUUUUAGAACAAAGGUUGUAGAAAUUCAAAGGUCCAAAGAACAGAGCCAUGGAAUUUGCAGGUGUCCCACCCAAACUUCGGUCGUAUUCAUCAGACACCAAAGGGAAGAGAACAAACAGGAAGGGACUACCCCAAUAAGAAACACUCAUUUUGCUUUCCGUUUUGCAACAGUGUCCUAAUGAACAUGAGCCUGUUGUAAUCUGUGUUGUCUUUCUAUAUGCCAUUAUACACAGUUAGCAGUGGAGUCCUGCCUGUUGACUGUUGCUUUGUGUCCAUGUACAUCUGUAGUAUGUACACAUGAAAGUGCCUUAGUUCAUAGUUUCUCUAAAACAGUUUCAAUGUUCUGUACGGUUGCAUUCUUAUUUCAGACCCUGUGUUAUGAGCAAGUGGAGUAGGAAGCGAGACAAAUUCAUUUAUGAGUGAGGUCUUGCAUCUCAAUAUCUGCGGUGCUGCUCGUGGCAACGUCAAUCUUUAAUAAUAAAGAUACUGCUUAUCCAUUGUGACAUUGCACAGAACUGUAUAUUUGGCAUGUAAACAGCUUAACAACUUGGAGCUCUGAGGACUGUUCCUCAAGGGUUUUUCUGUCUAAUAAAGGAAAUACACUGAACAACAAUAUAAACGCAACAUGUAAAGUGUUUGUCCCAUGUUUUAUGAGCUGAAAUUAAAGAUCCCAGAAAUUCUCAAUUCGCGCAAACUUUCUCUCAAAUGUGCACAAAUUUCUUUACAUCCCUGUUAGUGAGCAUUUCCAUCCACCUGACAGAUGUGGCAUAUCAAGGAGCGGGUUAAACAGCAUGAUCAUUACACAGGUG
Molecule: messenger RNA, 7967 nt
Organism: Oncorhynchus gorbuscha (pink salmon)
Lineage: Eukaryota; Metazoa; Chordata; Actinopteri; Salmoniformes; Salmonidae
Product: SLIT-ROBO Rho GTPase-activating protein 1-like
Exons: 22
Coding region: 496-3828 (1110 amino acids)
Biological process (GO): negative regulation of cell migration; signal transduction
Cellular component (GO): cytoplasm
Molecular function (GO): protein binding
Source: RefSeq, a predicted model, not a curated record